This is a messenger RNA of Balaenoptera ricei (Rice's whale), 1324 nucleotides long. RefSeq names its product zinc finger MYND-type containing 19 (gene ZMYND19). The record is from RefSeq and is a predicted model, not a curated record. NCBI's taxonomy places the organism in Eukaryota, Metazoa, Chordata, Mammalia, Artiodactyla, Balaenopteridae. The transcript has 7 exons. The coding region runs from base 343 to 981 and encodes 212 amino acids.
CGGCGGGCGCCAGGAGGCGGCGGCCCGACCCCGGCCCAGCCUCGUCCCGCCCGCCCGCCCGCCCGGCCCCGAUCCUGACCCCGACUCAUCCGACUGGCCCGCCCGGCUCGCCGUGGCCCCGCCCCGGCCCCGGCCCCUCCUGAGGGAGAGGCGCCGCCGGCCGAGCGCAGGCCCGGCCAUGACCGACUUCAAAUUGGGCAUCGUGCGGCUCGGCCGGGUGGCCGGGAAGGAGCCGGCCGGCCGUGCAGCUGCACCAGCCACGGACCUUACCCUGGAUGGGAACCCUGUUCCCAUCACCAGCGGCGGAAGCUUCUGGUGGGAGAGAGGAGCAGAGGCAGUCAGAUGAAGACCAAGUACACACUGAUAGAUGAGCAGGACAUCCCACUGGUGGAGGGCUACUCCUUUGAGGCCCGGAUGGAAGUAGACGCAGAUGGAAAUGGUGCUAAGAUAUUUGCAUACGCCUUUGACAAGAACCGAGGAAGGGGGUCGGGAAGGCUCCUUCAUGAGCUGCUGUGGGAGCGGCACAGGGGGGGCAUCGCCCCCGGCUUUCAGGUGGUGCACCUCAACGCUGUCACUGUGGACAAUCGCCUGGACAACCUGCAGCUGGUGCCGUGGGGCUGGCGGCCCAGAGCCGAGGAGACCUCCAGCAAGCAGAGGGAGCAAAGCUUAUACUGGCUGGCGAUUCAGCAGCUGCCCACGGACCCCAUAGAGGAACAGUUCCCCGUCCUGAACGUGACCCGGUACUACAACGCCAACGGGGACGUGGUGGAGGAGGAGGAGACGUCCUGCACCUACUACGAGUGCCAUUACCCGCCCUGCACGAUGAUCGAGAAGCAGCUCCGGGAGUUCAACAUCUGCGGGCGCUGCCAGGUGGCACGCUACUGCGGCUCCCAGUGCCAGCAGAAGGACUGGCCAGCCCACAAGAAGCACUGCCGGGAGAAGAGGCGCCCCUUGCAGCACGAGCUUGAGCCGGAGCGAUGACCGGCCGGUCAAGUGGCUUCUCAUCUCCCCAGGCUGCGGGCGCGGCUGGCGGCUGGACCGGGGCCACCAGGGGGGCUGCACCUGCCCCUGCCCCUGCUCCGCCACCGGAGGCCCCCCCGCGCGCCGCAGAGCAGAGACAGCUGGGAGGCCCCCCGGGACGCUUCUCAUUAUUUAUAUGUUAAUAUGUUUGUAAACUCAUGUACAGUUUUUUUGGGGGGGAGGCAGCGGGAGGGUUAGAAAGUACAAAUAGGGUCAUUUGCUGUAACACUCACUUUCCGGGCGGCUGAGCCGAGGAGGGCGGCCCGCCCGGGCUGGGGCAAAGUAAAGGGUGGGACCGCCCGGC